Molecule: messenger RNA, 5618 nt
Organism: Zophobas morio
Lineage: Eukaryota; Metazoa; Arthropoda; Insecta; Coleoptera; Tenebrionidae
Product: putative nuclease HARBI1
Exons: 7
Coding region: 3955-5061 (368 amino acids)
Source: RefSeq, a predicted model, not a curated record
AGAUGAAAUCUCACCUAGAUGGCGCCAGCGUAACGGGGGACUGUCAGUGUUGACAUUUGUCAAGUAUGGGUGCUGUCAUCGCUGUCAUGCUGUGUUGGUCGUUAAAAAAUAACGUGUUGAUUAUGUUAUUUUUGUGAUUUUUUAAAGUUAUAUCUGGUUUCGUCGUGAUUGUUGCGUAAGAUUUUGAAUGAAAAUUACCCGAACAGUGAAUGUUUGACGAAGAAUAACGCAAAAGUUGUGCGAUUAGUGGGGUUGUUUUUAUCUUACGCCAGUCUGUUUCCAAGAAACGCUGAAAAUUGUUUACUUUGGUACUGAAGUUAUUUUUAAUCUAAGAAAUAAAACAACGGUGUUCUGGGAUAACUGAAAUCGUUCCUCAUGCAUAUUUUAACGUUAAAUUCAAUUUUAAAACAUGAAUUACCAAACAGAUAACUAAAUGUCGAAGAAAAUCAAAGAGAAAACAAGAAAUAAGAAAGUAAAACAAAACUAAAUUAAUAAAUCUGGUUGAAAAAAGAGUUCCGCCAAUCACAGCUUCUACUUGUUCUAGAAGUGUUAGCAGUUCUGAAGAUGGAAAUAUUAAAUGCCCUCUACUCUUUAAGGCGAUGAACGUAUUAAAAUUUUCCACGCCGUUUCCGAUGAUGGUGUUUUUGCAGUCUUGACAUGCUUCAGACUUAUAUUUUCGGGCAAGGAACCCACAGACGUAAGCGAACGCUUCUUCGUUGUCCUUGAAAUUGAUCUCUCUUCCAGCUGAGAUGUCUUCAUCUAGAAUUCGGUCCAACUGAAGGUCAAUUUCUUGCUUUGUAUUCGAUAAACUCUCUGAUGAAAUGCAGUUUAGGAUAUUUUGCUUAUCAUUUACAAGAACUUCAAGCAUAUUGCCACCAGUAACAUUACUACCUUUAGGUGGCUUUACCAAUGAAUAUAAAGACAUCAGUCUAAAGAUCUGGGCGAUUUGAACUGAUUCAGCACAGUUAUUUGAGCCACCACAAUCACGUAGAAGUCCAAAAAAAUGUUCUAAUGGAUCCUGGUUAAUUCGUGACGUCAUUAAAUAAGUGAAAUUUAAGGUUUCAGUGCAAUAUUUUAGUAAGUCGAGGGUUGUGUUUAUUGUGGCCCUCAAACCAUCUGCAGUAUUUUUAGUCAAAAAAUGUUCUUGGUCAGCACACGAUUCCCACAAAUCUAAGUAUAUUAAGAAGUCUUCUAACUCCUCAUACUGUGGUGACUGUAAUCGCAGCGCACUAAAACCAUUACUCGAAUUCAAGAUGUCAGACAGCUUGUUGAUGCGUCUACAAAACUCUAUUGUAGCUUGACAAUCAAGAAAUCCAGGUAUAUUUUUACUGUUUAACAUUGACAGAGCAUCAGCAACGGUACCACUGAAUAACUGAAAAGCAUAGCGCGUAGUCAUUUUUUCAUGGUUUUGUGGAUCAACAUGUUUUAGUGUUAAUUUGGGUGCCAAUUUAAAUUCAAAUUGAGCGUCAUAUUCAAUUAACCUUUGAAAAUGGACCAGCUGAACAUGACCUGUGGGCACGUGGAAUUCUUUUUUGGCAACAAGUCUAUUCCUUAAGCACUUUAGCAAAUGUGGAAAGUCUGAACACAUCCUCAAUUUUCUAACAUCAUUGCAGGGAUGGAUAACCCAUGGAGCCUGUGGAUUACCUGCACCCAAAUGCUUCCACAUUGAUCUAUUCCAUGUCGCUCCAUCAGAUGUCACCACAUCAAUAAAGAGUCCAGCUGCUUCACAAAGAACUAUUGCUUCCAAAAUUAGUUUUGCCUGAGUACUUCCACAUACAUUUCCUUUUGACAGGAAGCAACCGACUGCCUGCAUAUUUUUUCCGGCAAAGGAUUGAAACAUUAUGACUAGAACAUGGUCACCUAAUUGGUCUCUUUGAGAUAUUGGAGUGUAAUCACCCAAAUCAACAAAACCUAAUACUUCCAAGCGAUUUUUGUCAAAAUGUUUGCUGGGUGUUAUCUUACAUUCAUCUACCAUUAAAGUACCAUGACGUUCAUAUUCAGGCAUAGAGUGACACUUUACUUUUAAUAAUUCAAAUAACUUUGUUUGAAAUCCGUAGCUGCUGUCGAUGUUUUUUAUAUAUCUAGAUAUUGUGCUUGGUGCAGGUAGUGGAAGUAACUCUCUGUUCCGUAAAUGGCGAUAUAGCUUUGGACUUUUUAUUCUUAUCAGAAUACAAGAAUAUAUCCAGUCUUUGGUGUAUCUUUUCCCAUUAGUUUUUUGUGUUGCUGUAUUCAAACAUGUUUGUACUACCAAUCUUUGAUUUUCAGGUAGUUUAGAUAAUACCGCGCCCAUGUUGUUUAUUUUUGCCAUCCUUUUGUGCAAACUUUCUAUUACAUUUGUUUUAUCAUGUAGUUCUCUUUUCAAAUGUACGUAGUUCUUUUUCAUUUUUCUUUGCUUGUUCGCAAACUUUUGGCUAUGGCCACUGAACGAAAAAUUUUUUUUUAACAAAUUUUUGCGAAACAGUGCGCAAGAUAAACAGCGUCUGGUGUUGUUCCUUGUAUUCUCCCCAUUACAGUUUUGGCUAGUUUUGUUUCCUAUUCCAGUACCGUGACACAAAGUUACUGCAUCCACUUUUUUGACCAGAUCAAGAACAUCUUGAAAGUUCGUGAAUGUGGUAUCGAUCAUGCGGCAAAUAUUAUUCAAAUAUAUUUUUGAAAUUUCUCCUUCAAUAACGAUGGCUUUGUCUAUUCUUGGGACGUCAGUUGUUACGUGGCUUAUAAUAAUUUUAUCUGGCAGUUGAUGAAUACCCCAUGUGAGAGGCAACAAUUCACAAAUUUCUGAAUAAUUGUUUCUCAACAUACUGAGAGUAUCCGAGGAUAAAGUUUUGAUUGGGGAGGAACGUGAUAUAGGGUUUCUCUGUGUGGAUGUAUCGUUUUCAGGAUCUGCAUUACUGAAAAAAAGAUGCGCGUUUUUAUUUAUUCACAUACGUAUAUGUAUUUCAACGAACUCAUUGUAAAUUUUAAAUAUUGACGAAUAUUAUAUAAAAAUCAUCAAGAAUAGCAAAGAUGUCUCCUUUAGUGUAGCGUAACUAAAGUAAUUUUCCACUUUUUGGACAUGACUCAACCAAAUGCAUUUCAACUGGAUGGGUUUUAUUGCUCCUAGGAUAUUGUUUAAUAGGAUGGGUACUCUGGUAGGAAAUGUCAUUUUUGGUAUUGGUAUAACCGAAGUUUACAACUGGAUCAUCUGGUGUGGAAUUUCUUCAAAUAAUAUGAACGGCAGGCUAUUAGGAUAAAUCAGGAUAUUUUAUACAUACAUAUUUCCUUGUAGUGGUGGAAAUGGAUAGGUUUGUUCCUUUUUGGGGCAUGUAGGAAAAGGAUGUGUGGAAACACAGGAAUUUCCAAUGCUUGCACAACCUAAAUUUAUAGUCGGUAUAGCAUCAGGAGUUAAUGUUCUUCGAACAACAUGUUCAUGAUCAUAGUGUAUUCUUAUAUAUUUGUUUUCAAAAUGCUGCAUACAAAUAUAUGUCUUGGGAAUAAAUAAAAACCCGGCAGCUUCAGUCCAGACUUUUAUUCUUUUUCCAUCCUAUAAAUAAUCAUAUUUUUGAAAAAAAAUGGUCUAAAUAGUGUUAGCUGUUAUUGAAUUGUUAUUUACCGCAGGAACCCGAAAUAACGAAAUAUCGCGACUGAGAAGUUUAAUAUGCCCACAAAGAACACACUUUUUCAUUUUGAACGGCUAGAGAACGGCUCCCUUUUACAAUUUGUGGUGUUUCUGCUGCAAACACGCUGUAAAUUUCAAAAGCGUCUAUUAAUGUCAACUUUGACAGCGCAUUUGACGGUCCCUCGUGUACUACUGCGCCAUCUAGUGGAAAAAUUUUAAACUAACAUCUGGUUCCUACAUUUGGGUAUCAAUUAAUGGCGGAGUCGGUAUACCAUUCUUUCUAUGUAUCUUGAUCUUACAAGUGUGGCAAGUGGCGUCUUUGGUGUGUGAGCCAUAUCGUUGUGUAGAAAAAAAGAAAAAUGAUGGAAAUUGAAAUAAGAAUUAAUGAGGAUGAGGAGGAUGUGGAGGAUGUUGAAGUACUCGACUUCAUCUUCAAUGGUUUGCCUCGACAACUUUAUACGCGUCAUAACCACUUUGAUACUCUGGACGAUGCAGCUUUUCGUCGUCGAUUUCGACUGUCCAGAGCGUGUGUUCUCGAUCUAUUAAUAUCGAUUGAACGUGAAUUGGAAUUCCCAUCUGAUAUGAAUAAUGCUGUUUCGCCCAUGAAUCAGAUUUUGACGUGUUUGCGAGUGUUUUCGACAGGAGGACACCUUCAGAACAUAGCUGAUUUUAUGGGGAUGCAUUUGUCGACAGUGUCACGAAUUGUGAAAAGAGUUUCCGAAGCAAUUGCAAGAUUGUAUCGACAACAUAUAAAAUUUCCUAGUACAAAUGACGAAAUGAGUGAAAAUCAACGGAACUUUUUUUCUAUUAGCGGAUUUCCAAAAGUUGUAGGGGCCAUUGAUUGUACCCACGUAAAAAUUCAAUCUCCCGGUGGAGUUGAUGGAGAAAUAUAUCGCAAUAGAAAACAGUACUUUUCUAUCAACACUCAAGUGAUUUGUGAUGCCAAUUUGAAAAUAAUGAAUGUUGUUGCUCGAUGGCCAGGGUCUGCCCAUGAUUCUAAUAUUUUUAACCAUAGCCGUAUUAAAGAUGAUUUUGAGGACAAUGUAUAUCCUAAUUGUCUACUUCUUGGUGACAGUGGCUAUGCAAAUGGGAAGUAUUUAGUGACACCCCUAUUAAAUCCGAGAACACCUCCAGAGCAGUUAUAUAAUGAAAGCCACAUUAGGACUAGGAAUGUUAUCGAAAGAUGUUUUGGCGUUUUAAAGAGAAGAUUCCCUAUACUAGCUUAUGGGUGUAGGCUAAAAGUUGACACAUGUUUAAUUAUCAUUGUAGCUGCAAGUGUCUUACAUAAUUUGGCACUCCGCCACAAUGAUAAUGUGCUUCCACCUCUUCCUGAAUUGGUUAAUGAAGAGCAGCUAGAAAGGCUAAUCCAGGAUGGGCAAAUAGUUGCACCUGGGGAUAUUAGGAACCGAAGGCAUGUGGAUGGAACGAGGGAUUUUCUGAUUCAAAAUUAUUUUGGAAAUUUAUGAAUUAAUUUAUACGCGAUCUAAAUGAUCUGAUACGACACCUGGUGUCAAAAAUGUGCACUACUCAGGAGCAUAGUGAAAGAUGUAAAUACUGUUGGUUGUACAGUGAAAUUUCGUUGUUUUAUGUUAAACCAACAAAAUUAAAUAAGUUGGUCCCAGUAUUCCUGAAAAAAUGACUGUUAACAAUACAAAUUGUUGUGUUUUUCGCUGCCAUAGCAAAAACAAUAGUAACAGUGGGCUCUCUUUUCAUAAAUUCCCCAUAAAAAACAAGUCAUUUGUUUAAAUGUUAUGAACAGGUUAGGAAUCAGGGAAAAAAAUGGACAGAUAUAAGACUUGGAUGGUAAAGCUAAAUAUGGGAAAACCAGCAACAAAGCACAUGAAAGUGUGUUCACUACAUUGUAAUCAGGAUGAUUUCAUAUUGAGGAUUUGAUUUGAGGACCCAGGUGGGUUAGUUAGCUUCGUGCUUGCCCACUACACCUUGGGUCGUGGGUUCGAUUCCCGCCUUGCCUUUUGGGUGUUGUGUAUGUCAUGUUUCCUGUAAUUGGGCCUCCAGCUUGUUA